This is a messenger RNA of Ectocarpus sp. CCAP 1310/34, 1341 nucleotides long. Lineage: Eukaryota; Phaeophyceae; Ectocarpales; Ectocarpaceae. The record is from the annotation of a GenBank genome assembly.
AUGCUGUUUGCGGAUGAUUUUGUCAGUAUGUCGGACACCCCUGAGGGACUGCAACUGCAAAUUGACGCGGCGAAGAAGUUUACUGAUAAGUGGAGAUUGUCUGCCAACGUUAAGAAGAGUACUGCUGUCUGUCAUGGUAUUCAACGAGAACAACCAGUAGAACAUAGAUGGAAGUGGGGGAUCGAGGAGAUUGCAGUAGUGGACCAGUACACAUACCUUGGAGUAGAGAUCGCAAAAGACUGCUCGUGGAAUGCACACAUGUCCAAGGUAGCGGAAAAGGGCAAAGCACGAGCAGGGAAGCUGCACCCAAUACUCGCAAACCGGCACCUCGAUACAAGCAUCAAAUCGACGGUUUUGAAGAGCGUGAUCGUACCGACGCUAGAGUACGCCGGAGAAGUAUGGGAAGGAAACAAGAAGGUAGUGAAAGAACUCGAGGCGGCGCAGAUGAAAGCAGCGAAAAUCAUCCUAGGAUGCUCCAGGCGCACAAGUAAUGCAGCCGUGAGGGCAGAAUUGGGGAUCCAAUCCCUACGGUCGGGAAGAGACGCGAGGAAGCUGACCUGGCAGUAUCGCAUGUGCGGGAUGGGAGAGGAGAGGUUGCCGAGAAUUGUAUGGGAGACGAAGUGGGCAAACAAAAUGAGGGGUAGACAACCCACGGAAUGGGUCAAGGUUGUAGAGGACGUAUGGAAGGGGCUCGACAUCGACGAAGACGAAACGCUGGAAACGGAGGGUCUACAGGGGUUGAAGGAGAAGAUAUACGUUGCUUGUGCCGAGAGAGAAGAACAGAAUCUGAGGAAAGAAUCCAAGGAUAAGGAGGGUCUAGAAGUGUACGGAAUGUUGAAGGAAGGAAUAGGGUUCAAGGACUACCUACAUGGACCAAUGGAUGCAGGAACAAAGCUUAAGGUCAAAUUCAGGACCGGGGACAUGGGCCUUCGAGAACGUCGACGACGACAUAAGACGGUGGACGACGAGGACGACGAGUUCCAAUGUGAUUGCGGCUUCGAAUGCGAAGACCGUGUUCAUGUAGUCGCGGAAUGUCCGUUGUACAAGAAGGAGAGGGAAGUACNCGAGAGAGAAGAACAGAAUCUGAGGAAAGAAUCCAAGGAUAAGGAGGGUCUAGAAGUGUACGGAAUGUUGAAGGAAGGAAUAGGGUUCAAGGACUACCUACAUGGACCAAUGGAUGCAGGAACAAAGCUUAAGGUCAAAUUCAGGACCGGGGACAUGGGCCUUCGAGAACGUCGACGACGACAUAAGACGGUGGACGACGAGGACGACGAGUUCCAAUGUGAUCGCGGCUUCGAAUGCGAAGACCGUGUUCAUGUAGUCGCGGAAUGCCCGUGGUAA